UGGUGCAGCCCUGUUCCCCGCGGCGAAUGGUACGGCCCGGUCCCCUCAGCCGCCCGCUUCCCGCAGCAGGUCUGAGUGGGUCGCACCCCCGGUGCAGACGCGGAACUGGCGCCUGCUCGCCGUGGCGCCGGGCUCGGAAGCCAAGAGCGCUGCGCGGCCGGGAGGCGGCAGGCGGGCCCGACGGCUUCCUCUGAGCUGGGAGAUUAUAUCAGAAUUCCUCCUGGGAACGCUGACUUCUCGCCCAGUGCCCCGAAGUUUCUCUGCAAUGAACUGAUAAAUUGGAACCAUGGUGCAAAAGAAGUUCUGCCCUCGAUUACUUGAUUAUCUAGUGAUUGUAGGGGCAAGACACCCAAGCAGUGACAGUGUGGCUCAGACACCCGAGCUGCUGCGGCGGUACCCAUUAGAGGAUCACCCUGAGUUUCCCCUGCCCCCAGAUGUGGUGUUCUUCUGCCAGCCUGAGGGAUGUCUAAGCGUGCGGCAGCGACGCAUGAGCCUUCGAGAUGACACCUCUUUUGUCUUCACUCUGACUGACAAGGACACUGGAGUCACCCGCUAUGGCAUCUGUGUUAACUUCUACCGCUCCUUCCAGAAGCGAGUGCCCAAGGCGGAAGCUGGAGCAGGACCCCGUGGAAAGGAGGCUGGCACUCAGAGCUCAGAGAGUGGCUCAGCCUUGCAGCCUCCUAGUGCUGACUCCACUCCUGACGUGAACCAGUCUCCUCGGGGCAAACGCCGUGCAAAAGUGGGCAGCCGCUCCCGCAACAGUACCCUGACGUCCCUGUGUGUGCUCAGCCACUACCCUUUCUUCUCGACCUUCAGAGAGUGUUUGUAUACUCUCAAGCGCCUGGUAGACUGCUGUAGUGAACGGCUGCUAGGCAAGAAACUGGGCAUCCCACGCGGCGUUCAGAGGGACACUAUGUGGCGAAUCUUUACUGGAUCGCUGCUAGUGGAGGAAAAGUCAAGCGCCCUUCUACAUGACCUUCGAGAGAUUGAGGCCUGGAUCUACCGAUUGCUGCGCUCGCCAGUACCUGUUUCUGGGCAGAAGCGAGUGGACGUUGAGGUCCUACCCCAGGAGCUGCAGCCAGCCCUGACGUUUGCUCUUCCAGACCCCUCUCGGUUCACCCUAGUAGACUUCCCCCUCCACCUUCCCCUGGAACUUCUGGGCGUGGACGCUUGUCUUCAGGUGCUAACCUGCGUCCUGCUGGAGCACAAGGUGGUGCUACAGUCUCGCGACUACAACGCACUCUCCAUGUCUGUGAUGGCCUUUGUGGCAAUGAUCUACCCGCUGGAGUACAUGUUUCCCGUCAUCCCGCUGCUCCCUACCUGCAUGGCGUCCGCUGAGCAGCUACUCUUGGCUCCGACCCCGUACAUCAUUGGAGUUCCUGCCAGCUUCUUCCUCUACAAGCUAGACUUCAAAAUGCCUGACGAUGUGUGGCUAGUGGAUCUGGACAGCAAUAGGGUGAUUGCCCCUACCAAUGCAGAAGUGCUACCUGUCCUGCCAGAACCAGAAUCGCUAGAGCUGAAAAAACACUUGAAGCAGGCGCUGGCCAGCAUGAGUCUCGGUACCCAGCCCAUUCUCAAUCUGGAGAAAUUCCACGAGGGCCAGGAGAGCCCCCUUCUCUUGGGAAGGCCUUCUGGUGACCUUCAGGCCACACCUUCCACCGAGUUCAAUCCGCUCAUUUAUGGCAACGACGUGGACUCGGUCGAUGUCGCAACGAGAGUGGCCAUGGUCCGUUUCUUCAACUCUGCUAACGUGCUGCAGGGCUUUCAGAUGCACACUCGUACCCUGCGACUCUUCCCCCGACCUGUGGUAGCUUUCCAAGCUGGCUCCUUUCUGGCCUCACGUCCCCGACAGACCCCCUUUGCUGAGAAACUGGCCAGGACUCAAGCUGUGGAGUACUUUGGAGAAUGGAUCCUAAACCCUUCUAACUAUGCAUUUCAGCGGAUUCACAACAAUAUGUUUGAUCCAGCCCUUAUUGGGGACAAGCCAAAGUGGUAUGCUCACCAGCUACAGCCCAUCCAUUAUCGAGUCUACGACGGCAGUUCUCAGCUGGCUGAGGCCCUGAGUGGGCCACCGGAACGUGAUUCUGAUUCUGACCCCACUGAUGACAGUGGCAGUGACAGUAUGGAUUAUGAUGACUCGAGCUCUUCUUACUCCUCCCUUGGGGACUUCGUCAGUGAGAUGAUGAAAUGUGACAUCAAUGGAGAUACCCCCAAUGUGGAUCCUCUGACGCAUGCAGCCCUGGGAGAUGCCAGCGAAGUGCAUAUUGAUGAGCUGCAGACCCAGAAAGAGGGAGAGGAGCCUGGACCAGACAGCGAGAGCUCUCAGGGAAAUCCCCCGCUGCGCUGGAGCCCUAGCGCUACCAUCCAUGGUGCCCACUCUGAACAUGCCGAUUCUACAGAGAUGGAUGAUAAGGCAACAGCAGGCAGCUCCAAGUCCCUCACUCCUGUGCCUCCCAGCAUUUGCAAGUCUACUGUGGACAGGAGACAGACAGAGACUGGAGAGGGGGCUCAAAAGCUGCUGCGGCCCAACAGCUUGAAACUGGCAAGUGACUCAGAUGCAGAGUCAGACUCCCGAGCAAGCUCUCCCAACUCCACUGUCUCCAACAACAGCACCGAGGGCUUCGGGGGCAUCAUGUCUUUUGCUAGCAGCCUGUAUCGGAACCAUAGUACAAGCUUCAGCCUUUCAAACCUCACACUGCCCACCAAAGGUGCCCGAGAGAAGACUACACCAUUCCCCAGCCUGAAAGUAUUUGGGCUAAAUACUCUAAUGGAGAUUGUUACUGAAGCCGGCCCUGGGAGUGGUGAAGGAAACAGGAGGGCCCUGGUGGACCAGAAGUCAUCUGUCAUCAGACACAGUCCGACCGUGAAGAGAGAGCCUCCAUCACCCCAGGGCCGGUCCAGCAAUUCCAGUGAGAACCAACAAUUCCUGAAGGAAGUGGUGCACAGUGUGCUGGAUGGCCAGGGCGUGGGCUGGCUCAACAUGAAAAAGGUACGCCGGCUGCUGGAGAGCGAGCAGCUUCGAGUCUUUGUACUGAGCAAGCUGAACCGUGCAGUGCAGUCCGAGGACGAUGCCAGGCAGGAUGUCAUCCAAGAUGUGGAGAUCAGUCGGAAGGUAUACAAGGGGAUGCUAGACCUCCUCAAGUGCACGGUCCUCAGUCUUGAGCAGUCCUAUGCCCACGCAGGUCUGGGUGGUAUGGCCAGCAUCUUUGGGCUCUUGGAGAUUGCCCAGACCCACUACUAUAGUAAAGAACCAGACAAGCGAAAGAGAAGCCCAACAGAGACCCCUGUGGGCAAGGAUCCUGGUCUGGCUGGGCGGGGGGACCCAAAAGCUAUGGCACAGCUAAGGGUCCCUCAGCUGGGUCCUCGGGCACCAAGUGCUACAGGGAAGGGUCCUAAGGAGCUGGACACAAGAAGUCUAAAAGAAGAGAAUUUUGUGGCGUCUGUCGAAUUGUGGAACAAGCACCAGGAAGUGAAAAAGCAAAAGGCUUUGGAAAAACAGAGGCCGGAGGUAAUCAAGCCUGUCUUUGACCUUGGUGAAACAGAGGAGAAAAAGUCCCAGAUAAGCGCAGACAGUGGUGUGAGCCUGGCAUCUGCUUCCCAGAGGACUGAUCAAGACUCUGUCAUUGGUGUGAGUCCAGCUGUUAUGAUCCGAAGCUCAAGUCAGGAUUCUGAAGUUAGCACCGUGGUGAGUAACAGUUCUGGAGAGACCCUUGGGGCGGACAGCGACCUGAGCAGCAAUGCAGGUGAUGGGCCAGGAGGAGAAGGCAGUGCCCACUUGACAAGUUCUCGGGCUACUCUGUCUGAUAGUGAAAUUGAAACCAAUUCUGCCACAAGCACCAUCUUUGGUAAAGCCCAUAGCUUGAAGCCAAAGGAGAAAUUGGCUGGCAGUCCAAUUCGCUCUUCCGAAGACGUAAGCCAGCGAGUCUAUCUCUAUGAGGGACUACUAGGAAGGGACAAAGGAUCGAUGUGGGACCAGUUAGAGGAUGCUGCUAUGGAGACCUUUUCUAUAAGCAAAGAGCGUUCUACUUUAUGGGACCAGAUGCAGUUCUGGGAAGAUGCAUUCUUAGACGCUGUGAUGUUGGAAAGAGAAGGGAUGGGCAUGGACCAGGGUCCUCAGGAAAUGAUCGACAGGUACCUGUCCCUGGGAGAACAUGACCGGAAGCGCCUGGAGGAUGAUGAAGAUCGCUUACUGGCCACACUUUUACACAACCUUAUAUCCUAUAUGCUGCUGAUGAAGGUGAACAAGAAUGACAUCAGGAAGAAAGUACGGCGCCUAAUGGGAAAGUCCCACAUUGGUCUUGUAUACAGCCAACAAAUCAAUGAGGUGCUUGAUCAGCUGACCAAUCUGAGUGGACGUGAUCUCUCCAUCCGGUCCAGUGGCAGCCGCCACAUGAAGAAGCAGACGUUUGUUGUACAUGCAGGGACAGACACAAAUGGAGAUCUCUUCUUCAUGGAAGUGUGUGAUGACUGUCUGGUGUUACGUAGUAGCAUUGGCACCGUUUAUGAGCGCUGGUGGUACGAGAAGCUCAUCAACAUGACCUAUUGUCCCAAGACCAAGGUCCUAUGUCUGUGGCGUAGAAAUGGCUCUGAGACGCAGCUCAACAAGUUCUACACUAAGAAGUGUCGUGAGCUGUACUACUGCGUGAAGGACAGCAUGGAGCGUGCCGCAGCCCGGCAACAAAGCAUCAAACCCGGGCCUGAACUAGGUGGUGAGUUCCCCGUGCAGGACAUGAAGACUGGAGAGGGCGGCUUGCUUCAAGUCACCCUGGAAGGGAUCAACCUCAAGUUCAUGCACAACCAGGUUUUCAUAGAGCUGAAUCACAUUAAAAAGUGCAAUACAGUUCGAGGCGUCUUUGUCCUGGAAGAAUUUGUUCCUGAAAUUAAAGAAGUGGUGAGCCACAAGUACAAGACGCCGAUGGCCCACGAGAUCUGCUACUCUGUGUUGUGUCUCUUCUCGUAUGUGGCUGCAGUUCGUAGCAGUGAAGAAGACCUCCGGACCCCACCUCGGCCUGUCUCUAGCUGAUAGAGGGGUUCUGCGCUGGCCCAGCCCGCGGGCUGCCCUCACUCUUGCUGUUCUUCAACACUGAAGCUGCAGAGAUGGAGAAGGGGAUGUGUGUGUGUGUGUGUGUGUGUGUGUGUGUGUAUUCUCUGCAAGCUCCUCCCACAGUUCAGCUGUUUUUGUGUCAUGUCUGAAGUGUGUCUUUGUGUCUGUCCAUCCCAUUCCCUUCUCUUCCUCCAACACCAGACUAGCUUACUAUCCCCUCAGGGCUCCAGAGAGUGUGUGUCUGUGGGGCCACUGUGAGCCUCCCAGGAAGUGUUCUGGAGAUGUUUGUUCUGUGAUUCCAUGUCCUUAGACCCUCCAGUUUAGGGGUCUUCUCUCCGUCUUCUGUGAUGUGGCACUGUAGGGUACAUGGCACAGUUCCUUGGGGUCAGCCUUCCUGACCGAGGGCUGGGCAGGGGGAAAGGAGCCGAGGGAAGCAGGUGUGAAUGGCAGCCUUCCUGCUUCCUCACACGAUUCCUAAACUGUGGCCGCAGGUCACGUUGCUGCCUGCCCCACCCCAGCGGCAACACGGUGUUCCUGGACUGACCGCCAUGUGGGGAGUUGGGAUCUUUGCAGUGACCUUCCUGGCCUUUGGCACAAGAUGACAGAGGGGUGAGGGUGAUGGUCUGCCUGAGAGCCAAGCCGAGUCCAGCAUGUGUGUCUGUCUUCAGACAGUGUGUCCUGGCUUCAGGCCAGGAGGAGGACAUGGACUGGACAGGAGAUCAAUGUAAAUAUUUCAGCUCUGCAUUAUUUAUAGAAAGUGUACAGCUGUGUGAUGUGAAGUAAAUGUCUUUAACUCUGCUCGCA
Molecule: messenger RNA, 5848 nt
Organism: Chionomys nivalis (European snow vole)
Lineage: Eukaryota; Metazoa; Chordata; Mammalia; Rodentia; Cricetidae
Gene: Madd
Product: MAP kinase activating death domain
Exons: 36
Coding region: 287-5023 (1578 amino acids)
Biological process (GO): regulation of Rab protein signal transduction; regulation of apoptotic process
Cellular component (GO): cytosol
Molecular function (GO): guanyl-nucleotide exchange factor activity
Source: RefSeq, a predicted model, not a curated record